Messenger RNA from Misgurnus anguillicaudatus (oriental weatherfish), 1076 nucleotides. The record is from RefSeq and is a predicted model, not a curated record. Lineage: Eukaryota; Metazoa; Chordata; Actinopteri; Cypriniformes; Cobitidae.
AUGGAGUCAGGCGGGAUCCGGCAGGCUCAGCUGGUCUCCCCGGUUGCUGCCGAAGCGCGAGACGGUCCACUAAGUCCCAAUAUGGCAGAUGGAGUAACCCCUCUCUCUCCCGAAACGGUGGAGGCUCGUUCAUUCCAGCCACCAGUCUGUGAUCCAGCUGGAUUUAAAGAUGUCAUUCCUGCACAGGAGCUCUUCAUCUGUAACAACCGAUGUGCAAUCAAGAGUCUUGAGGAGGAGGAAAUGACAAUUAAUAUCCCACCAUGCGACACUUCAGAUUCACACCAACCAGCUGGGAAGGAGGAUUUGGAGUGGUCAAGAAUAAAAGUACAGGCUGAACAGCGACACGUACGCGAGUUGGCAGCCCAAUGGAUAACAGACUUGACGUACGCAUUUUUCCCCUUCGCUUUGCUUGGACAACUUCCGGUCACGGCAUUUCUCCUUUUGCAUCUCCUGCGCACUGUGUGCUGUGCAAAGAAAUAUAGCGAAAUCUUUCUUGUCACAUACAUUACCUAUUUCACAGCAGAGGACUGCAGUGCUGCUGUACAAACCUCUUCUGCAGCAGCCAAUGUCCCUCAUCUGCCUGUCUCACAAUCACUUAAAGGUCCAAAAGACUCCAGUGCUGCUGUACAAACCUCUUCUGCUGCAGCAAAUGACCCUCAUCUGUCUGUCUCACAAUCACUUAAAGGUCCAAAAGACUCCAGUGCUGCUGUACAAACCUCUUCUGCAGCAGCCAAUGACCCUCAUCUGCCUGUCUCACAAUCACUUAAAGGUCCAAAAGACUCCAGUGCUGCUGUACAAACCUCUUCUGCAGCAGCCAAUGUCCCUCAUCUGCCUGUCUCACAAUCACUUAAAGGUCCAAAAGACUCCAGUGCUGCUGUACAACCUCUUCUGCAGCAGCCAAUGUCACUCAUCUGUCUGUCUCACAAUCACUUAAAGGUAACACUUAUACUACCAACUCUCUAUCUGUCCAUUCUUCCAUCCAUACAUCCUCCCUACCAUCCAUCCAUACGUCCUACCUAGACCUGUCCAUCUGUCUGUCUGUCCAUUCAUCAUUCAGUCAGCAUAUUCUGUCUAUC